AUGGCUGCCACCACAGCCAUCAAUUCUGCGUCGUACAAAGAGUGGGACGUUGAACGCUACCAAGAUCAACACAGUUUUGUGUGGGAAUACGGCCGUGGUUUGAUUGAUUGGCUCAAGCCAUCACAAGGAGAACGCAUCUUGGACGUAGGAUGCGGAACGGGUGAAUUGGCCGCUCAAAUUGCCGAUGAAUACGACACGGUAUCGGUCGUUGGAAUGGACCGUGAUCCUGCCAUGAUUGCUCAAGCGAAGCAACAGUUCCCUCAUGUAUCCUUUGUGCAAGGAGACGUCCGUACGUUGGAUUGUUUUGCCGAUGACGACCCCUUGUUUGAUGCCAUUUUUUCCAAUGCCGCCUUGCACUGGGUGCCGUCUGCCGACGCAAAACAGUCUGUCCAAGCCAUGUCUCGAGUCCUGAAACCGGGAGGUCGUUUCGUCGUCGAGCUUGGUGGCAAAGGGAACAUUCAAACCAUUCUUUCCUCCAUGCAACAAGUGUUUGGCAGCGAUACGAAUCCCUGGUACUUUCCCAGCAUUUCGGAAUACACGACCCUGUUGGAGCAGCACGGCGACAUGGAGGUGUUGUCAGCCACGUUGAUCGAUCGUCCGAAUCCCCUGGUGGGACCGGAUGGUGUUGCGAACUGGGUGCGAAUGUUUGGCAGUUCGUUUCUGCAUGAUGUGGAAGAAGAAGACAUGGAAGAAGCCCUCGAGCAAAUCCAAGAAACGUGCCGGGCCAAGUUAUACGACGCGGAGGCGAAGCAAUGGGUGGCGGAUUAUCGACGCCUUCGAAUUGUGGCGCAGAAGAAGGGCUAG
Seminavis robusta is the source of this 804-nucleotide messenger RNA. The record is from the annotation of a GenBank genome assembly. Lineage: Eukaryota; Bacillariophyta; Bacillariophyceae; Naviculales; Naviculaceae.